AAUUCGAUCCAAAGGAGCUCUAUUCGUAUAGCUGGUGUCAAAAUGAACAUAGACAACAAAUUGCGCAGCAGGGAGCACGGGUUCUCCAACGAGCGGACCUACGAUUUCGCCCUGCGUCGUCUGUGCGUGGCCAAAGAGGACAGCUGGCGGGGAAUCGCUCCGGCCAACUACUGCCCGGACUUCAACCCAGAGCCGCCCAUAUUUUCGGCCAAGUUUGCCAAUUGCAACGGCUAUAGGCACAUUCUGGCCAUAGCCAAUGAGGAUGGCAAGAUCACACUGCAGGACACCACACAGCGCAACCACGAGCCGGAGGAGCAGUCCCUGCCGGGGCCACAGUGCCAUUACAAUGCAGUCUUCGACCUGGAGUGGGCCCCGGGGCAGAUGCGGUUCGUUUCCGCCUCGGGGGACCACACAGCACGGCUCUGGGAGGUGGCUGGCUCGGGCAUUAGGGGACUCAACUCGUAUAUUGGCCACACACGAUCCGUUAAGUCGGCCGCCUUCAAGCGAACAGACCCAGCCGUGUUUGCCACUGGCGGGCGAGACGGAGCCAUUCUCAUCUGGGACAUACGGGCCAAUCUCAACAUGGAUUUGACCUCUCGCGUGGACAACUGCAUCUACAGCGGGCACACGGGGGGACCGGGCACGCCCGUCUCGCAGCGAAAGCAGCGCUCACGCACGCCCAAGAUGUCGUCCAGCGCCACCUCGAGCAGCAUCACGGGAUUGGCCUUCCAGGACGACAACACCCUGAUAUCCUGUGGCGCUGGCGACGGUGUGAUCAAGGUAUGGGAUCUGCGACGCAACUAUACGGCCUACAGGAAGGAGCCGCUGCCCAGGCACAAGCUGCCGUAUGCCGGACACUCCACCUUCCGGGGAUUUACCAAUCUCAUUGUGGAUGCGGCAGGGACGCGGCUCUUUGCCAACUGCAUGGACAACACGAUCUACUGCUACAAUCUGGUAUCGUACUCCCCCAAGCCGCUGGCCUGCUACAAGGGUCUGCUGAAUUCCACCUUCUACAUCAAGUCCUGCCUAAGUCCGGAUGGAAAGUACCUGUUGAGCGGCAGCAGUGACGAGCGGGCGUACAUCUGGAACCUAGAACAUGCAGAGGAGCCGCUGGUGGCUCUGUCGGGCCACACGGUCGAGGUGACCUGCGUCGCCUGGGGCUCUUCCCACGACUGUCCCAUUGUCACCUGCAGCGACGAUGCGCGGCAUAAGAUCUGGCGCAUGGGACCCGACCUGGAGGGUCUUAGCGAGGCCGAGAGGGCGGACAAGUAUCGCGGCCAUGCAAGCUAUGUGCGCCAAUUCAGCAAAAAGUCCACGGCUCCGGCCACCGGCAACCACAAGUACAACCUGAGGGAUCUGGAGUCUACGCCACGCUCGCUGAAGCGCCUGAUGGACCAGAACGAACGCACGCCCGGCUCCAUCGAAAAGGUGGCCAUGAAGCGUUCAUUUCUGGACAUGCUGGGCGUGGCCAGCAGCGAGGUAGAUGCCGAGCAACCGCAGAAACGAACCAAGCCCCUGGAAUCCCGCGGAAGGCGACUCUUUGGGCCCUCUAGCCAAGAGCCCACUUGCAGGCAUAUUCAGCUGCCGCCGAUUGGCGAGGAAGAAGCAUCACCCAGCAAAAAGCAAAAGGAGAACGCAGCCGCCGAUGAUAUUUCCCCGGGGACCAAGCUGCUAAGCCUCAACUCCUCGCCGGCCCACUCGCCGCUCAGCGAGAAUGUCAACCACAUAUACGCCUCACCACCCACCACAUCCGCAGCUGCAGCUGCAGCAGCGGCGGCGGCAGCGGCUGCCUCCGAGGGAGCUGGCCAGCAGCCCCUCUCCUCUGUGAUCUACUCGCCCACAUCGAACCUGCCCAACUACGUGCUGGACGGGGAGGCACCGCAUCUGGCCAUAAUGUCGCCCAAGCGCAAGGCCAAGGAAAAGGUCGACUGGCUGACGAACAUACGCAAGCAGAAGCUGAUGAACGGCAGGGCGCACGUCUCGCUCAGCGACAAGAUCAACGAGGAGCAGCAGCAGGCCAACUCUGUGGAUGUUUUGGCCUCGCCGCGUCUCCAGUGCCUCCGUCAGUCGGAGUGCAGUCCCCGCUUAAAGGCCACUCCCCGGCGGCGCAUCUCGCACACUGAUGCUGGAGGUGGUGCGGGCGGCUCAAGCGGAUCCAUACCACAACCACAGCCACGCACACCCACCUCCAGUCGCCGGAACAGUGAGACAACACUGCUCCGCUUCUUCAGCGUUCAGCGCAGCAGCAGCGUGGCACCCGACGAGACGGCGACAGCGUCGGGGCCAAGCGAGAUGUCGCCACCUCCAUCGGUCACGCCGCUGACACUGCGAACGCCCACGACAGCGGUGGGAAGCGAUUAAAAUGUCGCCUAACAAAUGGGGAGAAUCGUAUCCCCUCGUCGUAUUAUUGUACCCUUAGUUUUAAGCGGACAUUGUUGUAAGCUAUUUUAUGUAGAUCCUAGCUUGAAUCUUAUUUUCGUUGGGCGAGUUGGUAACCAAUUCCCCCGGCACUUUGUACAGCGCCACUACAAAAGACUAAAUAAAAGUACAUCCAUAAAUA
Molecule: messenger RNA, 2560 nt
Organism: Drosophila persimilis
Lineage: Eukaryota; Metazoa; Arthropoda; Insecta; Diptera; Drosophilidae
Gene: l(2)dtl
Product: protein lethal(2)denticleless
Exons: 2
Coding region: 43-2361 (772 amino acids)
Biological process (GO): proteasome-mediated ubiquitin-dependent protein catabolic process; mitotic G2 DNA damage checkpoint signaling
Cellular component (GO): nucleus
Molecular function (GO): protein-macromolecule adaptor activity; protein binding
Source: RefSeq, a predicted model, not a curated record